Molecule: messenger RNA, 357 nt
Organism: Setaria italica (foxtail millet)
Lineage: Eukaryota; Viridiplantae; Streptophyta; Magnoliopsida; Poales; Poaceae
Product: MADS-box transcription factor 47-like
Exons: 2
Coding region: 1-357 (118 amino acids)
Biological process (GO): regulation of transcription by RNA polymerase II
Molecular function (GO): RNA polymerase II cis-regulatory region sequence-specific DNA binding; protein dimerization activity; DNA-binding transcription factor activity, RNA polymerase II-specific
Source: RefSeq, a predicted model, not a curated record
AUGGUGGCGGCAAGGGCGUGGGGUUCAGAGGAUGGCGGCGGCGCCGGCGUGGGGGAUUUAGAGAAGAAGGAGAGGCGGCGGCGUGGGCGCAGGGGCCUGUGGACAGAGAUAUGCUUCUCCAAGCGUCGCGCGGGGCUCUUCAAGAAGGCCAGCGAGCUCUCCAUCCUCUGCGGUGCCGACAUCGCCGCCGUCGUCUUCUCCCCCGCCGACAAGGCGUUCUCGUUUGGCCACCCCUCCGUCGAGUCCAUCCUCGACCUCUUCCUCGACACCUCGCCCAGGGCGAGGGGUGGCCUCUCCUCCGCAGGCAACCGUGCAGUCUCCGAGCUGAACCACCAGUACGGUGAGCUCCGCGUGUAG